Molecule: messenger RNA, 1233 nt
Organism: Ostreobium quekettii
Lineage: Eukaryota; Viridiplantae; Chlorophyta; Ulvophyceae; Bryopsidales; Ostreobiaceae
Source: the annotation of a GenBank genome assembly
AUGUACUUCGCGGGGCCCCACUACCUGGCCGCCUGGGACCUCUACGUCGCGUGCCUCCAGCUGGCCACAACUGUGGCCGUGGCCAUUUCGGUGGUCGUCUCCGUCGACAGGAUCUUGCACGCCCUUAAGUACAUCCAGAUCAGGGUCGCCUCUCGCAUCCGGGGACGCAAGCCUGCGCAGAAGUUCAGGUUCAAGAGCCUGCCCGAUGGCUCGGCCUUGCCCCACCUGUACCCCAUGGUAGCCGUGCAGCUGCCCAUGUUCAACGAGCGGUACGUUUGUCAGGACAUCAUCGACGCGGCCUGCAGCCUUACGUGGCCCAAGAAGCGCCUCAUGGUGCAGGUGUUGGAUGACUCGACUGACAAAGAGACCCGGCAGCUGGUGGAUGACAAAGUCAUGGAAUGGCGGGAACGGGGGGUGAACUGUGUCUGCGUAAGGAGGACCGACAGACAAGGCUACAAGGCGGGAGCCUUGAGAGAGGGGCUCGAGCUGCUUUACUGUUACGAGUUUGUAGCUAUUUUCGAUGCUGAUUUCAAGCCCAAGAACGAUUUUUUGCUUCGUACAGUCCCUUACUUGCAAUGCAAUGAUGGCCUCGGAUACGUGCAAACGCGUUGGGAAUUCGACAACCCCGACGAGUCGUACCUCACAAAGGCACAGCAAAUAUCUCUAAACUUCCACAUGAAGUGCGAGCAGUUCGUUCACUCGUCGUACGGAUCAUUUUUCAACUUCAAUGGGACAGCAGGAGUCUGGCGGCGUUCUUGCAUCGACAGCGUGGGCGGCUGGAAUGGACGCACAACUGUGGAGGACAUGGACCUGUCCCUGAGGGCCUACCUGGGAGGCUGGCGUGCCCUAUUUCUGGAGGACACGACGUGCAUGAACGAGCUGCCGUCCUCUUUUUCAGCCUAUCGCAAACAACAGCACCGAUGGACCUGCGGGCCCAUCCAGUUGUGGAGCAGAGCCAGCGCCGCCAUUUGGUCGUCCAAGAUCCCUUUCCUCAAGAAAAUGGAGCUGAACAUCCUCUACUUCUUCGUGAGGAAAUCCGUGACGCACUUUUCGUCUUUGGGCUUCUACUGCCUCCUGGUUCCCCUCACCGUGUUCACGCCCGAGGUUUGCGUACCCAUGUGGGCGCUUGUCCACCUCCCAGUGGCGGUCACCCUGGCCACUUGCUCAUUCACGCCCGGUGGAUGGGCCUACGCCAUCCCCUAUGUCCUCUUUGAAACGCCAUGGGAAUCGUGA